Messenger RNA from Bactrocera oleae (olive fruit fly), 3375 nucleotides. The record is from RefSeq and is a predicted model, not a curated record. NCBI's taxonomy places the organism in Eukaryota, Metazoa, Arthropoda, Insecta, Diptera, Tephritidae.
AUUUUUGUGUUGUUUGCCUGGCGAUAAAAAGCAUUUACUUUAAAUGUUUUGGAAAUUCUUUAACAACUUAUUUAUAAGCUAUAUAAGAGAAGUGCAAGUGUAUACAAGUGUUAAUUCUAUAAUAUAUUUGUUAAUUUAGAUACUAUAAAUAAAAGUGUUUCAGAAAGUUUGUAAUACGCUACGAGAAAAAGUUGCUAGUACAGCUGGCGCACAAUUUAUAAUUGACACUGAAAUAUGUAAAGACAGAUAUUCCUAUCAUAUAACUUCCUAUCGCAGAUUAACUGAAUUUUCAAAUACCGGAAAACAAAAGUUAUAUACUUAUUAGAAAUGGAUUUUCGGCAUACAGAUGUUCUUAAAUUGCUCAGUAUAUAUAGACAAUAUGAGUGUCUAUGGAAUUGCUACAGUCCAGAUUAUAAGCAACCCGAUAUGAAGAAAAGUGCUUGGAUAGAGCUUUCCAUACAUUUCGGCAAAGAAGUUGAUGAAUUGAAGAAAAAGAUGAAACAUUUACGUAACUGCUAUUCUGCGGAAAGGAAAAAAGUAGAGGCCAGUAAAAAUAAACAUGGUGUCCCAACGUACGAACCACGCUUAUAUUAUUACCAGCAGAUGGAUUUUUUAGCUCCUGUUGUAUCUUUACGUAAAUAUACUGAACAGGAAAAUAACGACGACCCGUUAAGCGAAUCGAAAGGCAAUUCACCGAAACAUGAUUUAACUCUAAGCGAGAGAAAGAGACAACGUAUGAAUUCUAGUGAAUCUGACAGUGAUCGCGCGUCGCCUCAGGCAGAGUUAAGAACAACAGUAGUAACUAUCGUGCAUUGUGUAUAUGUACAUACAUUUGCAUCAUUUCAAAUUAUUAUUUUCUUUACAGAAAGUACCUCUUGAUUCAGAUGAUUCUCUCAAUAUGAUCCAAAUUGAGUCAAAACCUACCAAAAGACGUCUACUUGUCAAUGAUGUCUUAAAAGAGCAGACCCAAAAAGUGACAAAAACCCAGACAAAGUCAUACAAAGAAGACACAUUUUGUGCUAUGCUUUGUAGCGAGCUUAAAUUACUAAAAUCGGAAGAGACCUAUGACAAUGUGACAUCCGAAAUUUUUACUGCUGUGAAAAACGCAAAAAUUGCUGAACGUCAAAGGAAUUAUCAAUCCGAAAAUGAAAGCAAAAAUUUUAACACAAACUAGAGCAUUACACGUCAGUUGAAGUAUAUUCUAAUAAAAAUAGCGAAUUAUGAAAAGGCAAAAUAUUGCGUCCCUUGGCUUUUUAAUGUUUGUUAAAAAUUGUGUUAUUAAAAUUAGAUACUGAUGACAGUCGGUUUUAUAUCACGAGUUAAAGUGAGCUUUUAAAACACACUUUGGUGUGCAAGUGCUACAGAUAAUUUGAAACUAUCAAGCUUAAAAAUUGUACACACCAAUUUUUUUCCGUGGCUGGGAACAAUAUGAAAAUAAAUAUAUAUGAAAUAUAUUUUUAUACAGCUAAACACAUUUUUAAAAUAGACAUUUCCUGGCAAAACAAAUCAACAUUUAACAAUAUGUACCUGUUAAAUUACAAACGACCAUAAUCUAUUUUGAUGAUAAACACCGAAGUGAAAAAAAUUUCAACAUGUUACUGACCAGCUUAAUGUAUUAUUAUAAAUUUAAAAAAAAAACGCUUCACAACAGUUUAUGCAAUGCCAAUUAUAUUAGUUCUAAAAUUUUUGAAAUUCCUUAAAUAUCAUUGUAUAAAUAUACUUAUAUAUGUAUCUUUACUUUUACAACACUUUGAAAUGUUAUAUUCACCACAAAAAAUCAAUUCUGACUCAGUCAGCUGUAGCAGCCAACAUCGCUUACUAAAUUUAUCUUGAUGCGUAUAUCAUUCUAAAAACGUGGAAGAAACAUUUUAUUAUCACAACAGAAAGCUAAAUAGUAAGAUAAAGAAAUGAGAGUAAACUGAAUACUUUAUAUAUAUACGUAAUAAUAAAUUCAAAAAAUUAGUUUUUUCUCAGUUUACGCAUUUAACAAGUGGAUAGAAAACAAUUCUUUACAUAUAUUUUUUUAGUCUAUUGUGCAUUUGUAUAUAUGUAUGUGAGUAGUGCUCCACGAAGGCAAUAGUUUGUGGUACAUAAAACAACGUCAAGGGAUUGACAAUGGAUUGGCGGCAGGCGGAAAUUUUCGAUUUGAUAUCCAUGUACAGAGAGUCUGAGUGUCUAUGGAAUUGUCUAAAUCCAGAAUAUAAAGACCUGGACUUGAAGAAAAAUGCAUGGAGGGAAAUCGCUAAUUUCUUCGGAAGAAAUGUGGAGGAUGUGAAGAAGAAAAUUAAAAAUUUGCGCACUAGUUACGUUAUAGAGAAAAAGAAAGUCGAGAGAAAGAAAACCGAAUCGGAAGACUCUCUGUAUGAGCCACGUUUAUUUUACUAUGAUGAAAUGACCUUUUUGGACCCUGUAGUAAUUUUACGUUUUUUUAAUCCUACAGAACAGAAUGCUGAUCCCUUAACUGAAAUAAAACAAAAGCGUUCUACAAACGAAGGAUAUAUGAUAGCUGAAAAGAAAAAGCGAAAACUAUUUAGUAAUAGUCAGACGGAGCGAGCACAUUUGGAAUUUUCUCCUACAAAAAGACUGCGUGAUAUAAGUGAUGUACACUUAGAUAAUGUACUACAAGACGAAUUAGAAGAGGAAGUGUACCUAAAUAAGGAAGAUACUUUUUGUGCAAUGCUUUGCAGUGAACUUAAAUCACUUAAAUCGGAAGAUAUAUAUGAUAAUGUGACAUCUGAAAUUUUCACCAUACUAAGGAAUGCCAAAAUAGCAGAACGUCAAAUCGUGUACCAACCCGAAGAGAUUAACAAAGUGGUGAGCAAAAAGAUGUGAACGCAAAAUUUUUCUAAUUCUUCACUAUAAAAGUCACGCCAACGUAUCAGGAACUAUUUUAAUAAUAUUUUUAAAAUAAUUGCGAAUAUUUCUACUUAGAAAGCUGGAUCUAUUAUAUGAUACGGCCGUUUUCUCUUUAAGAAUUAGCAUUUUAUUUCUUAAUGUUUUAAUAUAAUAUUCUACAAUGCCUAAUAAAACAAAAAUAUACCACAUGUUUUAUAUCCAUUGUACAUUCAUGUAAGUAGCUUCGUUGGAGUAUUACUACCUCAUAGUUUUUGGAUACACAUAGAAACUACAUAGUAAUUCCUAAAAUUUAAAUUUAAAUUCUUAAAAAAUGCACAAAAAAGUAGAUUAGUAUAUUCCUAUACCAUGCGUAUGUUAUUAGCAGCGUAUUCAUUGUACAAUUGUAUUUGAACAUGCAUUUCAUUGAUAAUGCUGAGCUAGUACGAAACAUACGUAUGGUGAAAACUAAAUAUGUACUCACAAAUAAGAAACCCAUAUCACAUAAAGUAGAUAACAUACAAAUUCACGCACAUGCAUUGA